AAUAAUAAUGCUUUCACCAAACAACGAAAUAAUAAUACUUUCACCAAACAACAAGCUGCCAAAAAAAUAUAUAACUUCCUAAAACAUCAACCUUCAACACAUAGAACUCGAAAAAUCCUUGUAAGGCUCUUACAUCUCCGAAAUUUACAAAACCUACUCAAUUCCUUGAGUUCUCAAAACCAAAGUUUCGGAACGCUUACUUUUACGAGUAAAGGUGCAGGAAAACAAAUAUUUCCAAUUUCAGAAAAUAAUAAGAUGUUUCUUAUACAAGAAGACUCCAUAUUGAAAAUCCUUGAUCAAUUGGAUAAAGUGCAAAGUGAAGGAAAUGAGAUUGUUCGGGAUAGAAGAAAAGAAAUUGUUAAAAUUGCCCAAAAAAUGUUGGAAGAAUUGGAUGCUGAAAAAGAUAGACAGUGGAAAUUGUUUUGCGAUGAGUUAGAAAAUAGUGAAAGCGUUGUAAAUGAGAAUAGUGAAAGCGUUGUAAAUGAGAAUAGUGAAAGCAUUGAAAACGAGAAUAACGAAAGGAUUGAAAACGAGAAUAGUGAAAGUAUUGAAAACAUUGAUAAUACAGAGGAUAUAGUUAUCAACAAUGAUGUUAUUGAAAAAAACGAUGGCGAAAAGGAUAUAGUUAAUGAAGAAGUUACUGAUGAUGCUAUUAUUGAAACAAUCGAUGACGAUAAAGAGGAUGUGAUUACCUAUGAAGUUAUUGAUACUUUAAACAACUCAUCAGAGGCAGAAGAAAUCAAACCAUAUACAAUUUUAUCACAAGAUGACGUGAACAUUGAAAACAAAACUAAAGACACGAAAUCUAUCCAUACAAGAGAUGACGAAAACGAUUUCGAUUUUAUUGACAACACCGUAUUCGAUUCUAAUUAA
Messenger RNA from Racocetra fulgida, 873 nucleotides. NCBI's taxonomy places the organism in Eukaryota, Fungi, Glomeromycota, Glomeromycetes, Diversisporales, Gigasporaceae. The record is from the annotation of a GenBank genome assembly.